Fundulus heteroclitus (mummichog) is the source of this 1159-nucleotide messenger RNA. RefSeq lists its product as uncharacterized. The record is from RefSeq and is a predicted model, not a curated record. NCBI's taxonomy places the organism in Eukaryota, Metazoa, Chordata, Actinopteri, Cyprinodontiformes, Fundulidae. The transcript is spliced from 2 exons. Bases 234 to 860 code for a protein of 208 amino acids.
UUUUACUUCUCAGGUCUGGAGGGAGUUUUGCCGAGCCCUUAGUGUUUCUGUCAGCCUGUCGUCUGGCCACCAUCCACAAAGCAACGGGCAGGCAGAGAGACUCAAUCAAGACCUUGGGGCCGCGUUGAGGUGUGUGACCGCUAAAAACCCCACCUCUUGGUCUACUUUCCUCCCACAACUCCCACAACUCCCAGGUCUCCUCAGCUACUGGGCUAUCUCCAUUCACCUGCGCCAUGGGGUUUCAGCCACCUCUGUUCCCUUCGCUGGAGAAGGAAGUUGCGGUGCCCUCUGUGCAAGCACAACUGUGUCGCUGCCGCUGGGUAUGGAGGGAAGCCCGGGCCGCAUUGCAGCGCACGUCUGAACGCAAUCGCCGUCUGGCCGACCGUCACCGUACUCCGGCCCCUGACUACCGCCCGGGCCAGAUGGUCUGGCUAUCAGCUAGGGACCUGCCUCUCCAGACCACCUCCAAGAAGCUCUCCCCCCGUUUCAUCGGGCCUUACCCUAUAGAGGCAAUCAUUAAUCCCACUGCUGUCAAACUGAAGCUACCACCCCACUUCCGCAUCCACCCAGUGUUCCAUGUUUCCCAGGUGAAGCCCGUGCUGUCCAGCCCCCACUCUGUCCCUGAACCAACUCAGCCCCCACCACGCCUGAUUGACGGACACCCAGCCUACACCGUCCGUCGUCUCCUGGAUGUCCGUCCCCGGGGCCGGGGUUACCGUUAUUUGGUGGACUGGGCCGGCUACGGGCCAGAAGAACGCUCUUGCAUUCCCGCCUCCCAGAUCCUGGACAAAACCCUCAUCCGGGACUUCCACAAAACCCACCCCAACAAGCAGGGUGGGCCACCUGGUGGCGUCCGUUGAAGGGGGGGUCCUGUUACGGUGGCUGCUCAGCAGGGGUGAGUGUUCUGCUUUCCUUCAGUUCGUUCUAAUAUUUUCUGUUAUUUGUUUUGGUCUUGUGUUCCCCCUCGUGUCUCUUCCCUCCCUACGGCUCUCUCUCUCCCUGCGUUCUGGAACCAUCGCUCCUCCUACCACCACCCUCUGCCACCUGCACACCUGGUCUUCAUCUUCAUCAAGCUCAAGAUAAAAACCCGGCCUUUCUCAACACUCUUCACCGGAUCGUCUGCUGCAUUAGUCCUGAGUUGCUCACCUUGCUGAUCUUC